Messenger RNA from Vicia faba (fava bean), 945 nucleotides. Lineage: Eukaryota; Viridiplantae; Streptophyta; Magnoliopsida; Fabales; Fabaceae. The record is from the annotation of a GenBank genome assembly.
AUGACAACAAACGGAAUUCCUUCGUUCCCUUUCUCAAAGGCGAAGAUAUCGAUUUCGAACAAAAAGGGAAUCUCGAGUACAAGCCAAGGAGAAAGACUGCCAUCUCAGGCAUACCAUCGACAGAGUCAGGAAAGGACAGGCAUAAGGCACGCUAAAAAAAUCCGAUCUUUCAACUCUAUCCCUUCUCCAGCUAACCAAGCUAAUUCCCAGCUCCCUAUGAGCUCAGAGUCGCUAACGCAAAGAGGAAGAAGAGCUAUUUCCAUCAUUCCAAUAGUAACAAGGGUCAUUGGGAGACUACUAAGGAGAAAGUCUUCAGCAGAAGACUCACAAAGGGAUACUGACAAGGCCAAAAACAAAAUUCGGAUUCGGGUGCUCUUGCCGAGGAAGAAUGGAAUGAUUCUUGCCACUUUUUAUUCCCUUAUGCCAAUCCUGACUCUGAUCGCCUUGAAUACUAUCCUUUCCUUAGGAAUAGCAGGAAAGAUCAGAUCCAUGAAGACUAUGGGUCAGGGGUCAGGAUAUUUAGUUAAACCCGCCCCAGUCUUUAACCUGGGAAUAAAAUAUUUAAAAAAGAUCCUCCCGGAAAAGCUUGAACGUGUCGAGCAGAAGUCUUUCCAAAGCCAAAAAUUCAAGGAAUUGGAUUUCUUUCAUGCCUUACUUUCAAAGGUUGGGUUCUCUCUGGGCGGUCGAGCCCUAUCCUUUGCUCUAAGAGGGUUGGGCUGCUCAGCAGGGCUUGCCUUGACUGUAGACUUUACUUUACGAGCGCUGCUCACAUACCAAAACCAUAUGAUGCCUCUCGGCGAGGGGACAUCAGGCUCUGAGUCUCCGGCAUCUCAGUCGGACUCCCCAUGCCUCCUCGGAAACAGAUUCGGACGGAUCUCCACCACAAUCCAUCUCGUCCCCUGGGAGCGUCACCGCUGCGGAGGUAGAAAGUCACACGCGGGAUGA